Molecule: messenger RNA, 1140 nt
Organism: Trichomonas vaginalis G3
Lineage: Eukaryota; Parabasalia; Trichomonadida; Trichomonadidae
Product: phosphoprotein phosphatase protein
Exons: 1
Coding region: 1-1140 (379 amino acids)
Cellular component (GO): cytoplasm; nucleus
Molecular function (GO): protein serine/threonine phosphatase activity
Source: RefSeq, a predicted model, not a curated record
AUGAAUGCGCUAAAUAACAAUGUCCAGGAUUUGCAUGAUGUUUAUAAAUGUUUUACAAAGCGUGCAAUCCCAGGAGUUGACAAUGAUGCUAAUAAGAUUUCACUGCCGCUUGUUGAUGUUCCUACUUUGAGACACAUUUGUGGUUGUGCAGCAGAAGCUUUCAGACGAGACGAAAAGAUUAUGCAUUUAAACGGCAAGUAUAUAGUGAUUGGAGAUUUACAUGGACACCUUAUGGACCUCUUCAGGAUUUUCAAGCACUUCGGUUGGCCUCCUCGCAACAAAUAUCUAUUUCUUGGAGAUAUUGUUGAUAGAGGUGAAUUCUCUCUUGAGACAUGCACAAUUAUCUUUCUUCUCAAAGUACUUUAUCCAGAGCACGUUUUUGUAAUCCGAGGAAAUCAUGAAUUUGCAGAAAUGUACAAAACCAGCGGCUUUGGAGAUGAACUGCGAAAUUCAUAUAAAGAAUUUGAUGUUUCUCCAUUUUUCGACAUGGCUUUCUGCGAAAUUCCAAUAGCCGCCAUUAUCAAUUUGAGAUAUUUAUGUAUUCAUGGAGGAAUUGGUCCAAGAUUCUUAAAUAUCUCUGACAUUGAAAUGAUUCCAAGGCCAUUAGUUGGCUACUUGGAUGAUUUAUCUCAAUCCAUUUUAUGGUCCGAUCCAAAUCUAUAUGUAGUAGGUUUUCAGCCAUCUUCCCGUGGAUGUGGAUUCUUCUUUGGAGAAGAUGUUUGUUCAAGCUUCCUUGACAGAAAUUGCAUCGAUAUGAUAGUCAGGGGACAUGAAUGUGUUGAAAAAGGAGUUGAAUUCGUAUUCAAUAGAAAAUGCAUGACAGUCUUUUCAGCAUCAAAAUAUUGCAAUAAUAUUGAAAACAAGUGCGGCGUUGUUACUUUCAUUGAAGGCGGAACCUUUGAAAUAACUACAUUCCCACCAGUAAAAUCAUAUGUUCUUCGAUCAAAAUCCAGAUUCUAUUCUCUCGAUUUCUUUAUUCAUCGAUUGCCAAAACUGCCUUCGAUUUCUAAGCAAAGUGUUGAAGCUCAAGUUUCUUUUAGGAAAACUCCUCUUGUUCCUAUGAAGAAAGGAAUUUCGAAAGCUGUAUCUGUUCAGAGACUAACUCCAUUAAAGCCACUUCAUUCAUUUGAGAUGCUUUGA